This is a messenger RNA of Triticum urartu, 743 nucleotides long. Lineage: Eukaryota; Viridiplantae; Streptophyta; Magnoliopsida; Poales; Poaceae. The record is from RefSeq and is a predicted model, not a curated record.
UCAUCACCAAAAAAGAGAAUCCAGUUUUGUUAAAUUAAUUUGUGUAAUAAUAUGUUCAUUACUGAACCUGAACAAGGAGUAGACAGAUUAUAGUUUCUAAAGCUUCUCUGUCGGGAUGCAUAGGCGAGAAGGACAAUUGGAGUCGCCGGCGUCGCUUAUGGAGCUCCACACCAUUGCCCAGUUGUACAAUAGCAUGUGCAAUCUUCUCCAUUCAAGACUAAUAAGUGCAAAUUGUGAACUCUUUGCCAAACAAGAAGAUAUGAGGAUCAGGCAUAUAGGCCCCAAUAAGGAACGUGGAGAGAUCAAUCUGGUCGAUUGUAGCCACAAGGGAUACUGCUGUAGUAUUUGGGAGAAAGAGUACGUCUGCACCUGAUGGUGAUAUGCCAAAGUUUUGUAUUUUCUAGGUAAAUUUGCUACAUGGGAAUAUUCCUCAAUGGCAAAAAUACACCAUGAUAGUGAUAAUGAUAUACGGAGUACAUCCUAUACUGAACAAGAGCAAGACAGAAAAGAGUAAAAGAUUCUCUCCGAAGUAAUUACAGAUUGCUUCCAGUGAUUUUCAAUUCCAAGUAAUAAAGAAUAUAAGGUUACAAUUCAUCACCUGAAAAAACAGAUCUUUGUAGUCAUAGUAAUGUCUUCUCCAAUUGACCAUACCGAGCCAUGGUCCAAAUUUUAUCUACAAUAGGAAACACACGAUGAUGACAUAUCAGAUAUUACAAAUCACUAUAUGAAAUGUUUAAUUUUUA